Molecule: messenger RNA, 833 nt
Organism: Arabidopsis arenosa
Lineage: Eukaryota; Viridiplantae; Streptophyta; Magnoliopsida; Brassicales; Brassicaceae
Source: the annotation of a GenBank genome assembly
GUCGUCGGAGGCAAAAUAAACUUUCUCCGAUUCGAACUCCACCGGAACUUCCUCUUUCUUUGCCGGAAUCAUCACCCCAAGUCGAAGAUCCACCAUCGGAAACCUCUACUCCUCCAGCCAAAGUCGAAGUAAUUUCUCUAAUUUUCCCUUGUGCAACAUCAAAAUUGAUUUCUAAGGUUAGGUUUAGCGAUUGAUUGAUUUUGAUAUGAACCCAUUUUGCAGUGCUAAGAGGUCAAGAAAGUUUCAGCCUGAAGACAGAUUCUUCUCAUUGUCCUCAGUUACAUCACCAACUGCAUCAAGAGCGAGACUGUUUAAAGAAUACAAAGAGGUUCAGCGAGAGAAAGUAGCUGAUCCAGAUAUUCAAUUGGUGUGUGACGAUACCAACAUAUUCAAAUGGACCGCUCUUAUCAAGGGACCGUCGGAGACUCCUUAUGAAGGCGGUGUUUUUCAGCUUGCUUUUGCUGUUCCUGAACCAUAUCCUUUGCAACCUCCUCAAGUGCGAUUCUUAACCAAAAUAUUUCAUCCAAAUGUGCAUUUCAAGACAGGAGAAAUUUGCCUCGACAUAUUGAAGAAUGCGUGGAGUCCCGCUUGGACGCUUCAGUCCGUGUGUAGAGCUAUCAUAGCGUUGAUGGCUCAUCCUGAGCCGGACAGUCCGCUUAACUGCGACUCAGGGAAUCUUCUAAGAUCUGGGGAUGUGAGAGGGUUCAAUUCAAUGGCACGCAUGUACACACGCCUCGCCGCAAUGCCAAAGAAAGGAUGAUGAUCCUCUUGCUUUUUUCUUUGAAUUUGUAAUGUUAAUGAUUUGCGAGAGUGAAUACAUUAUUAAGUUUCAG